Molecule: messenger RNA, 496 nt
Organism: Gaeumannomyces tritici R3-111a-1
Lineage: Eukaryota; Fungi; Ascomycota; Sordariomycetes; Magnaporthales; Magnaporthaceae
Exons: 3
Coding region: 197-496 (99 amino acids)
Source: RefSeq, a predicted model, not a curated record
CGCCGCGAAGGAGGAAAUUUCGGGGCAUGUCCAGAUCAUUUGAUGGCUAUGCCCGCCAUUGGAUUUUAAACUCCCGACAGAGCCACGGCGAUUGCGGGUUUGCCCGCCGCUAGUUGCGAGUCCAGAACGUCCUUGCAGCCAAGUUCAGACAAUACAGAGAGCGAUAGAAGAGGCAAACAGAACAAAACACAACAAAAUGUCCGAGCUGGAUCCCAACCCGGCCGUCCUCCCCCCGACGCCGGCCAUUCUGCCCCGACUGUGCACACCUCAGUUGCUACUUCGGCGAGUUGAGCCGGUGUCAAUAUCGACGUGGAGACGCCGUGCAGAGUCCCCGUGUCCUCUAAACUACAAGGCCGUGGCAUGGAACCGAAGGGAGAUGCGAGACACAAUGCCGACCGCUCGAGCCCGGUCGAGCCAACCAGCGGCCGUCACACCCGCCGGUCUGUGUGAUAUGCUUGAUGGCCUGUCCUCGGCGGCUAAUAUUCUCGGCAGGUAA